Messenger RNA from Leishmania braziliensis MHOM/BR/75/M2904, 1191 nucleotides. Its product is annotated as putative 26S protease regulatory subunit. Gene Ontology annotation, molecular function: ATP binding; proteasome-activating activity; ATP hydrolysis activity. NCBI's taxonomy places the organism in Eukaryota, Euglenozoa, Kinetoplastea, Trypanosomatida, Trypanosomatidae. Gene Ontology annotation, cellular component: proteasome regulatory particle, base subcomplex; cytosolic proteasome complex. The record is from RefSeq and is a predicted model, not a curated record. The transcript has a single exon. Gene Ontology annotation, biological process: positive regulation of RNA polymerase II transcription preinitiation complex assembly. The coding region runs from base 1 to 1191 and encodes 396 amino acids.
AUGCAGAGCAACACCGUCUUGGACCCAGAGCGCGAGGCGCUGCGCAGCGAAGCCAUCAAGAAGACGGUGGAGCGCAACGUCACGCAGGCUCGCUUGAAGAAGGUAAACGAUGACGUCAAGCAGCAGCAGCGGGAGCUGGACAAGGUGGAGGACCAGGUCAACGCACUCCUCAGCAUUGGCCACUACGUGGGUGAGGUUCUCAAGCGCGUUGAUGAGGAGCGCUUCAUCGUGAAAAGCAUCAGCGGCGCGCGUCACCUGGUUGGCUACCGCAAGAGCAUCAAGCCGGAGAAGCUCAAGUUUGGUGCUCGUGUCGCGCUGGAGAUUACGACCUUCACGAUCGUGAAGGUGCUGCCGCGCGAGGUGGACCCGCAGGUGUACAGCAUGCAGUACAUGUCCAGCGACAAGGAUGUGUCCUUCCAGGACAUUGGUGGACUGCAGCCACAGAUGCGGCAGAUGCGGGAGGUGAUUGAGCUGCCCCUGACGAACCCAGAGCUGUUCACGCGCGUUGGCAUUGCCGCGCCGAAGGGUGUGCUGCUCUAUGGCCCGCCAGGCACCGGCAAGACGCUGCUGGCGAAGGCCAUCGCCGCCAACGUGGAUGCCGCGUUCCUCAAGAUCGUCGCCUCCUCCAUCGUCGAUAAGUACAUUGGUGAGUCGGCGCGUGUCAUUCGUGAAAUGUUCGCCUACGCGCGUGAGCACGAGCCGUGCAUUAUCUUCAUUGAUGAGGUGGACGCCAUCGGCAGCAAGCGUAUCGAGGGCUCGUCCUCGGAUCGCGAAAUCCAGCGUACGCUGAUGGAGCUCCUCAACCAGAUGGACGGCUUUGACACGCUGGGCAAGGUGAAGGUCAUCAUGGCAACGAACCGGCCCGACACGCUCGAUGCGGCCCUGAUGCGGCCCGGACGCCUCGACCGCAAGAUCGAGAUCCCGUUGCCGAACGAGGCCGGGCGGCUCGACAUCCUCCGAAUCCACUCGGCAAAGAUCGCAAAGCAGGGCGACAUCGACUUUGAGAGCGUCGUGAAGUUAUCGGAGGGCUUCAACGGGGCUGAUCUGCGGAACGUCUGCACGGAGGCCGGUAUGUUUGCCAUUCGCGCCGGCCGCGACUACGUCGAGAACAAUGACUUCAACAAGGCUGUCCGCAAGGUGGCGGACAUGAAGCGGCUGGAGGGCACGGCGCACCAGUACUCCGAUCAGUAG